Molecule: messenger RNA, 1838 nt
Organism: Durusdinium trenchii
Lineage: Eukaryota; Dinophyceae; Suessiales; Symbiodiniaceae
Source: the annotation of a GenBank genome assembly
AUGUGCCGUUGCUCUUCAGCAUUGAAGCUGGGGAGUCGAUAUCUGGUGCAUUGCUUGGUCGGGAAGUUCUUGGCAUGGUUUACACCAGCCGUGCCCGGGCCCUCUGAACACGAAAGCUGGCCGGACCUCAUGGCCCCGGGCUUUUGGCGCAGCACGGAGGAUUUCAAGGAGUACUUGUGUGGCAUCAGUGAGAUGGCCUUCAUUAUGAGCUCGGACCCCCACCUUCGGCUUCCGCGCACCCUCCGUGACCUGUGCCUGAUUGGGUCCAAUCUGCCGCUGGGCGAAAUGGAGUCCAGUGCUUUUGGGUACAUUGCAUCCCUCACGCUCAUCGCCACGGUCUUUUUUUGGUGCCCGGAUGGGCAUCGUGGGCCAAUGGACAGGGAGAGGGGGGAAGCACCUGAGGCUCGAGCCUCCACCCAGAAGCUAAGAGAGACUCUCCUGAAUCCUUUGGUGGUGACGAACGUCGAAGACGAGGAUCUCCGAGGGUCGAAGCUGAAUUCGACUGCCGGAUUGAUCUCUGCCUCCGCGUGGCACCGAGAGGAGGCACUGGUGACGGGACGAGGAGCUUGGCAGGGGCAGGGCGAGGAAGAAAGCAGGGAGGGCGCAGACGUGGCCUCUGGCCCUGACCUGGGGUCUGGCAGCUCUCCUAUGACAUGGUUCCAGCUGGCCCUAGCCUUGACGUGGUCCACCGACGCACCGCACCGACAGGACGUCGCGCAACAGGCAUCUCCCCGCGAAUGUCGCGCAAACGCGCGCGAGAAGAGGUCGACUCCAAAGCAAGCCUACCACUACGUUUGCCCCCGCUGCAACACGCAUGUCCGCAGCACGGUACGCACCGGCAGGGUGGAUCACCGCGGCUUUGGGACGUGGCCUCUGGCCCUGACUGGGGUCUGGCAGCUCUCCUGUGACAUGGUUCCAGCUGGCCCUAGCCCUGACGUGGCCCCAGCAGCUGCCAUGGCUUUGGGGUCUGGCAGCUCUCCUGUGACAUGGUUCCAGCUGGCCCUAGCCUUGACGUGGCCCCAUGGCUCUGGCUGCUAUCCUGACCUGGCGGAGGGUUUGGGGCGCUUCGGCGAGGAGCGCAGCGCGGCGGUGGCCACGCUGCGUUGGGGGCAGGAGCCCUUCACCGUGGUAUCCACACAUUUGGAUCCAUUUGCAGAGAUGAGGGGCUUCUUCCAAAUGGCUGAAGGGGAAGUGAUCCGCUUGUUGGAGUUUGAAGCCCUUCACGAGGCCCUCGGUCCGACGAAGAAUGUGGCGAUCUUAGGGGAUUUCAAUACGCCCUCCCAACGCACCGCGACGCUCACGGAGGAGCAUCGUCGGCAGGCAGAGCUGCUGGACCAUCUCAGUCAGCAACGAGAUCCCAAGGCACUUCGACAUUUCCUUCCAAGGGACUCACCGCGAAUUCCGGAGGAGAUGACCGCCUUGGGCUUUGCUGAGAAGCUCGGCUACAGGCAUGCGUGGCAGGCGCUUGAUGUUCCUCAUGCACCUUACUACAGUCAUUGGAGUGGACAGCUGAUUGAUCACUGCCUUCUGAAGACCCACCGAAGGCUGCGCGUGACCUAUGUGGGAGUUUACCAUGAUAGUGCGAGCGAUCACCUCCCUUUGGUGAUUGAUUUUGAGCUGGUCUGAUCCGAGGAGCUCACAUCACCCGGCCGCGGCCGGCCGGCCCAUGGGCUGAAACACAGCGGCUGAAAUGCAUCGAUCGAUUGGAACAUCGUACCGUGAUUCAUACCAGGACCCGACACCGUGGGGUGUCUAUUUAUAGCCCCUAUAAGGCCCUUAUUCGGGGUGUCCAUUAACCACCCCUUUUGGGGGGUCAAGGUAUAGAACACUGAAAAUCG